GUAGGCCAAAAACCAAGAAUAGAACAUGGAGGAAGAUAUAAUUAUAAAUCUUCGUUCCAAGCUCAAAGAGGUUGAAGAAGAGCGAUUAAAGGCCGCACAGUAUGGUUUACAACUAUUAGAGAGCCAGAAUGAAUUGCAGAAUCAACUGGACAAAUGUCGUAAUGAAAUGAUGACACUGAGUGAGCAGAGAUUCCUUGAUAUGUUGACAUACCAUGGAGCACUUUUUACUCUCCUGACAGGGCACAGAAGCAGGUAGAAUUAUGAACAAGAAAAAUAUACUCUUCAAAGAGAAGUUGAACUCAAGAGUCGAAUGUUAGAAAGUUUGAGCUGUGAAUGUGAAGCUGUUAAACAACAACAAAAAAUGCACCAAGAGCAAUUAGAAGAGCAACUAAACAGAAGCCAUGGACAGGAAGUGAAUGAGCUGAAAAAUAAGAUAGAAAAGCUGAAAGUGGAAUUAGAUGAAGCCAGGCUUAGUGAAAAGCAGCUGAAGCACCAAGUGGAUCAUCAGAAGGAGCUCCUCUCUUGUAAAUCAGAGGAACUGCGGAUAAAGUCUGAACGUGUACACGAAAGCAUGUCUUCCGAGGUUCUGACUCUUCAAAUUGAGCUGGCAGAGAUGGAGAGUAUGAAGACCACCCUUGAAGAAAAAGUGAAUGAACUACAGUACAGACAAGAACAGCAAGAACUUCUUAUUACUAACUUAAUGCGCCAGGUAGACCGACUGAAAGAAGAAAAAGAGGAGCGAGAGAAAGAAGCAGUUUCUUACUAUAAUGCCCUAGAGAAAGCUCGUGUAGUAAAUCAAGAUCUUCAGGUGCAGUUGGACCAGGCACUUCAGCAAGCCUUGGAUCCCAAUAGUAAAGGCAACUCUUUAUUUGCAGAGGUGGAAGAUCGAAGAGCGGCACUGGAACGGCAGUUUAUCAGUAUGAAAGUCAAAUAUCAGUCACUAAAGAAGCAAAAUGUAUUUAAUAGAGAACAGAUGCAGAGAAUGAAGUUACAAAUCGCCACACUGCUACAGAUAAAAGGGUCUCAAACUGAAUUUGAGCAGCAGGAACGGUUGCUUGCCAUGUUGGAGCAGAAGAAUGGUGAAAUAAAACAUCUCUUAGGUGAAAUUAGAAAUUUGGAGAAAUUUAAGAAUUUAUAUGAAAGUGUGGAAUCUAAACCUUCAACCAGUUCCGGCGCUCUUCAACUAGCUCUGGAAGAUAACACCUAUUAUACAGAUUUACUGCAGAUGAAGCUUGAUAACUUAAACAAAGAAAAUGAAAGCAUUAAAGGUGAAUUGUCCAUACAGCGGAUGAAAGCAUUAUUUGAGAGCCAGCGUGCUCUGGAUAUCGAGCGAAAACUUUUUGCAAAUGAAAGAUGCCUCCAGCUUUCAGAAAGUGAGAAUAUGAAACUAAGAGCUAAACUAGAUGAAAUGAAAUUGAAGUAUGAACCUGAAGAGACAGUUGAAGUGCCUGUACUCAAAAAGCGGCGUGAGGUGCUGCCUAUGGAUGUAACCACCCCUAAGGAUGCCUGUGCCAGCAACAGCACUGUCAGGGAAGAAGUUUGUAGAUUACCACCUCAGAAGGAGGAGACACAGUCCUGUCCUAACAUUUUAGAAGAUAACAAUUUGUGGUUAGGAAAAUUGGUUUCUACAAACACAACAGUAGUCAAUCUCUCUCCUCCCAAAAGUCUGCCCAUGGAUACACAGCUGAAGAAGGAGAAAAAAUGUGUAAAGCUCGGAGUUCCUGCUGACACUGAAACCUUAAGUGAACGAAGUGGAAACACCCCUAACUCUCCCAGGUUAGCUGCUGAAUCAAAGCUUCAAACAGAAGUUAAAGAAGGAAAAGAAACUGCAAGCAAAUUGGAAAAGGAAACUUGUAAGAAAUUACACCCUAUUCUAUACGUGUCUUCCAAAUCAACUCCAGAGACCCAGUGCCCUCAACAGUAAAGACUUUUCUUUAAUAAGAGUACAGUGCCUCUUACCAUGGUGCUUAGUUAAGAUCGUCUUUAUUUGGCGUAUUCCACCCUUCUAGGUUAUUUACAUCUGUUCAUUGUGCUAGGACCUGGCAUUUACAUGUUUUUUUGACUAAGUGUUCAAAGUUUGGUUGUGAUUCCUAACCUGGAGAAUUCCUUAAGUGAUGACUCUUCAAGGAGCUUCUAUGGCAGUCAAUAAACUAAUAACUGAAGGAAAAUGUUACAGUGAAUGUAAAUCUAUUUGCUGCAUUGUAUAUAGAUUUUUACUGGUGUAAACACUUAAGUAACCUACCUUCAAAACCAUAUGUUUGAGAAGAGAACACCCAAAUUAUUAUAUUUUUCUAUAUACUUUUUAAAUGAACUUAGUUUUUCACUGUUUUA
Carlito syrichta (Philippine tarsier) is the source of this 2331-nucleotide messenger RNA. RefSeq names its product spindle apparatus coiled-coil protein 1 (gene SPDL1). Gene Ontology annotation, biological process: protein localization to kinetochore; mitotic spindle assembly checkpoint signaling; mitotic metaphase chromosome alignment. Gene Ontology annotation, cellular component: spindle pole; outer kinetochore. Gene Ontology annotation, molecular function: kinetochore binding. The transcript has 12 exons. The record is from RefSeq and is a predicted model, not a curated record. NCBI's taxonomy places the organism in Eukaryota, Metazoa, Chordata, Mammalia, Primates, Tarsiidae. Bases 311 to 1924 code for a protein of 537 amino acids.